Rhizophagus irregularis DAOM 181602=DAOM 197198 is the source of this 432-nucleotide messenger RNA. RefSeq lists its product as uncharacterized. The record is from RefSeq and is a predicted model, not a curated record. NCBI's taxonomy places the organism in Eukaryota, Fungi, Glomeromycota, Glomeromycetes, Glomerales, Glomeraceae.
CGGAGACCUGAUGCUGGAGCUUGGUUCCAAUGGCCAUCAUAUGACGAACUACAUGUACCUAUUAAGAAUUGUUGUAUACCUCCCGAUCUGUGGUUUGAGGUAUUUUAUAAUAAAGAUCCAGAUCGGGAGAAUGCAUUAGAAAAAAUUGAUAUGGUUCAACGUGACCUAGAUGGCAUUUUUAACAUUGAAUUCGUCGCAAUUACCUUACCUGAUGGAAGAUAUCCUUUUCGUGGGAACCCUAACCCUGGGGCAAUUUCAAUUCUUGCAAAUCAAACUGGCCAAAACACGAGACUUUACCUCGCACCAUACUUAAUUCACUGGAAUGCAAACAACAUUCCUGUAUACUACAUUAUAAGCUGGAAUCAUUAUAUUGUAUUUAGAUGUGGUGUUAUUCUUCAUUUUAACAUUAUUCUUGAUAUAAUUUCCAGACCU